Molecule: messenger RNA, 6994 nt
Organism: Sceloporus undulatus (fence lizard)
Lineage: Eukaryota; Metazoa; Chordata; Lepidosauria; Squamata; Phrynosomatidae
Gene: SIK2
Product: salt inducible kinase 2
Exons: 15
Coding region: 106-2919 (937 amino acids)
Biological process (GO): microtubule cytoskeleton organization; protein phosphorylation; intracellular signal transduction
Cellular component (GO): cytoplasm
Molecular function (GO): protein serine/threonine kinase activity; ATP binding; tau-protein kinase activity
Source: RefSeq, a predicted model, not a curated record
GGGGCCGAUCGCCUUCUUGGCGGCGGAGGCUGCUUCAGUGGCGGCGCGUCCGUCCUUGGAGAAGGAGGGCAGGAGCAGCGGGAGGCGCCCGGGCGGGCGGGCAGCAUGGUGAUGGCCGAGCCCCGGCGGCUUCCCCCGGCCCCCGCUGCCCCGCUCCUGCCGCCGCCUCCGCCGCCGCCUCCCGCGCCGCCUCCGCCGCCUCCUCCGCGGGGUCUCUCCGGGGGCCCCGUCCGCGUCGGCUUCUACGAGAUCGAGGGCACCCUGGGCAAGGGCAACUUCGCCGUCGUCAAGCUGGCAAGGCAUCGCAUCACUCGCAGCGAGGUGGCGAUAAAAAUCAUUGACAAAUCUCAGCUAGACUCUGUGAACCUGGAGAAAAUUUAUCGUGAAGUGCAGAUAAUGAAAAUGCUGGACCAUCCACACAUUAUCAAGCUUUAUCAGGUGAUGGAGACCAAAAGCAUGCUGUACCUUGUGACAGAAUAUGCCAAAAAUGGAGAAAUAUUUGAUUAUCUUGCUAAUCAUGGCCGUUUGAGCGAGUCUGAGGCCAGGCGUAAAUUCUGGCAAAUCCUCUCCGCGGUUGAGUACUGUCACAGCCGGAAGAUUGUACACCGUGACCUCAAAGCUGAAAACCUCCUGCUUGAUAACAACAUGAAUAUUAAAAUUGCAGAUUUCGGGUUUGGCAAUUUCUACAAAAGUGGUGAGCCUCUGACAACGUGGUGUGGAAGCCCCCCGUAUGCAGCCCCUGAAGUGUUCGAAGGCCAGCAGUACGAGGGUCCCCAGCUGGAUAUUUGGAGCAUGGGUGUAGUUCUCUAUGUUUUAGUCUGUGGAGCACUGCCUUUUGAUGGUCCUACCCUCCCCAUCCUGAGACAGCGAGUUCUAGAAGGAAGAUUCCGGAUCCCCUAUUUCAUGUCCGAAGAGUGUGAACAUCUUAUCCGGAGGAUGCUGGUCCUGGAUCCAUCAAAGAGGCUGAGCAUUGCACAGAUUAAAGAACACAAGUGGAUGCUGGUAGAGAUUCCUGUCCAAAGGCCUGUUCUCUAUCCUCAGGGCCAAGAGAAUGAGCCCUCCCUUGGAGAAUACAAUGAGCAAGUUUUGAGGUUGAUGCACAGCUUGGGCAUAGACCAGCAGAAAACCAUUGAGUCCCUUCAGAACAAGAGCUACAACCACUUUGCUGCUAUCUAUUACUUGCUCGUAGAGAGACUCAAGUCCCAUCGCAGUAGCUUCCCUGUGGAGCAACGGCUAGAUUCCCGCCAGCGACGACCAAGCACCAUCGCUGAACAAACAGUUGCCAAGGCCCAGGCUUCCAUGCCUCCCAUAAAUCUGCGUCCCCAGAAUGUAAGGCUGCUAAGGUCUCCUGGCCUCCCACCCACAGCUGCUGAAGCAUUCUCCUUUCCCCCUUCUGCCUGCCAGGCGGAAUCAGCUUUCAUGGAGGAAGAGAGAAUUGACACACCAAAGGUGAAUGGCUGCCUGUUGGAUCCUUUGCCCCCAAUGAUGGUCAGGAAAGGCUGCCAGUCCCUGCCAAGCAGCAUGAUGGAAACCUCCAUCGAUGAAGGAAUAGAGACGGAAGGAGAGUCCGAAGAGGAUCCUGCUCAAGCGUUUGCCGCCCUGCAAGCCACUCGCUGUGGAAAGAAGCGCCAUACUCUGGCAGAAGUCACCAACCAGCUGGUGGUCAUGCCAGGCACAGGAAAAGUCUUUUCCAUGGACGAAAACCAGUCUUUGAGCAGUGUUGACUCUGAAUAUGACAUGGGGUCCAUCCAGAGAGAUCUUAACUUCCUAGAAGAUACCCCCUCUUUGAAAGAGAUGGUUCUGACCAAUCCGCCAGCUCCUCGAAUGACGCCUCCGUUCAUCGGUCUGAGGCCCACUAAUCCAGCCAUGCAGGCGCUGGCCUCCCACAAACGGGAGGCCCACAACCGGUCCCCUGUCAGUUUCCGAGAGGGGCGCAGGGCAUCGGACACGUCCCUAACACAAGGAAUUGUAGCAUUUAGACAGCACCUUCAGAAUCUGGCACGAACCAAAGGAAUCCUGGAGCUGAAUAAAGUCCAGCUGUUGUACGAACAGAUGAGGACAGAAGACGAGCCUGCCUUGGGGUCCCCUUCCCAUCAGCUUCAAGACCUCGGAGGUGGUCUACAACAGGAGGAUGCCUCCCAGCAGCCGGAUGCUGCCUCUGCCUUUCCAAACGGCUUGCACCCCCAGUUGCUCUCCAGGCGGCAGAGCUUAGAAACACAGUAUUUGCAGCACAGGCUCCAGAAGCCCAACCUGCUUUCCAAAGCCCAAAAUGCCUGCCAGGUGUUUUGUAAGGAGCUGCCCCGGAGCCUUGAACAACAGUUACAGGAGCACAGGCUGCACCAGAAGCGUCUGUUCCUGCAGAAGCAAUCCCAGCUGCAAGCCUACUUCAACCAGAUGCAAAUUGCAGAAAGUUCGUAUCCAGGGUCAAGCCAUCUGCCCCUUCCUUGCCAUGAAGAUCAGCCAGCCCCAGCUCCGACCCCACCCCAGUUCAGUUUGGUGCAGCCCCUGAGCCCCGUCAUGGAGCCUUCUGCGGAACAAAUGCAAUACGACCCUUUCCUUAGUCAGUAUCCAAAGCUGCAUCCACUGGACCAGUCUCCCUCACCCCCAAUCCACAGCUUGCCACGGUUGGCGUCGCAGCUUUCAAUGCAACAACCACAGCAGCAGUAUCCCUACCAGACUUGCGACGUGCCAAUUGGCACCUCACCCGAACCAGACUAUGCCAACCAACACCAAUACCCCCUAGGCCUGGCCCAGCAGAGCGGCACUGUAGCAAUGAGCAACACCCAGAGGAGUUCGGAAACUCCUGGGUCCCAGUCCAACUAUGACACCUUAGGCCUGGCAGAGCUGCCUGCACUCUUUGAUUGUGAAAUGAUGGAGACUGUUGACCCCCAGCACGGCGGUUACGUCUUGGUGAACUAGCAGACGUUGGCAUGUUGUAGGUAGGCGGCUGGAGGGUUGAAAUGAAAGACGGAAACGUCUGUGGAUUUCCAUUUACGUUCUAUCUCUAAAAAUGUAUUGGCUUAGUCCCCAGUCCUUGACCUUAAUGGACAAUUAUACAAACCCUUCUCUAUUGGUACUAUCAAGGGAUGGCUAAGCAUCGCUCGCAAGAGAAAGCUUGGUGGAAGGGGUUAGAGAGCAGUGCUGCAUUUUCAAGAGAAGGAGGAAGUAUUUUGAAGGGAAAGAGGCAACACAUCUCAAGAAAGGAAGGAAGGAGGUGUUGGUCUUCUGUCACCUUGGUAUUUUGUUUGCCCUGCAACCCCUGGCAGAAUUCUGGAAGAAUAGAUGUGGGACACACCAUACUUCUUGGCAAUAAAAGCAAUACAUUUUAUUUGGAACUUGGUGUGGGAAUGACAUUAAAGCAAAUUAGGACCGGCAUAUGCCAGAGGCAUGGACUUGACCCAUCCCUGAGCUGCUUGCAUUGGACUCAGCUGCCGCCUCACAGGACACAGAACACCUCCAAGCAAUGUUGCUUUCUUCUCUUGGCUGGUGACUCUAGGAAAUGGCUAAUCUUUAUAUACCCUGGUUAGUCCCUGGACCUUUAGCACAAGGGCCAACCAUCGUUGUCAUCAAAAGAGCACCGGCACUCACGUCCAGGAUUUCCGUGGGACUAAAGUGGCUCCAGGAGACCCUCCAAAGAUAAGCAAGGAAAGAAGUGGGGAGCGAUGGGAACUGACUUGGAAGGGAAGGGGCUAACAAGGAAGCCUUGCACAGAAGCUUGGGGAAAAGUGGAUCACUGGAGAAGUUGGUAUAAGCUGCCCACUGUUGCUUGUUUGCUGUCUUAAAAGAAGCAGCUCUACUAGGACUGAAUGGUGUGCAUUGCCGGUGGUUUCUUAGGUUUUGUAUAUUUGGACAGUUAUUUAGGGAUGUAGCAAUUUAAGGACAACACAAAAUGAGCUUAUCAAAAAAAACCCAUGUGAAGUGAUAGUGCCGUGCCUUUUUUUGGGUUCUUUUCAAGACUCUUAACCUUUCCUUACUCCCCCAAAUCUUCCCUCCGGAGUAGAAAAACACCCCCUUUUGUGUCCAUGCUGACGCCAAAGUCCCUUCAGAGCCCACGUUCCACCAUGUGGAACCCAGGUUGAACGUUUUCCUUGAGUGGUUCUGACUCAUUCCUCUCUAUAUCUGAAACGUUAAGAAGUAUUACAGCAAUAUUUAGGAUCAAUAACUGUUGACGUGUUCACCGCUUCAACAGCCAACUGCUCUGCAAAGCACUUGGCCUAGGCCUUGGUUAGUGUGACAAUUCCAUAGGAAGACAAGACAAUCCCUCCUGUGUGUGUCACAUAGAGGAGUGAUCUCUCCCUCUCUCAUGCCAAAUGCUGUUGACAGUGUUAAGGGAAGGUGCUGGUGGUCUUGAGCAUCCUGGUGGGAGCAGACAAAGAAUUAAGCACAACACAGACUUGUUUAAGCACAAAGAACAGUGGACACACAGCGUUGAUCUGGACUAGCUAUUGGUGAGGGGUUCAGUCUGUUCCCCUUCAGGCUGUAGGUGUGACUGGGGGAGCAUUUGGUUAGAAGUGAGGAGAGGACCUCUCCUGAAACUGCUGCUUGUUCUAAAGAUAUGUUUUAAAAGUUUUGAAGAUGAGGAGAAACACAGUACCCCAAUUGCAUGACCAUCCUAGGUGCUUGUGAAGGGGAACCGUUGGCUUCCCAGACUCCACCAACCCAUUUCUCAGCUAAUGAGCCCUAAACUUGGACUCCUCUUCUUGCACUCGAGACCCUUUGAAUCCACUUUCACCACUUUGGUUGCGGCCCAAGGAAUCCAGGGAUUUGUGGUCUGGAGAGGCCCCAGAGCUCUCUGUCUGAGAAUUCUCAAUACCUCACUAAAUUACAAAUCCCAGGGUGCCAGAGGAUGGGACCAUGGCUGUUAAAGCAGAGCCGAAGGGCUACAAUUGUCGAGUGCAGAAGGGCCCCUGGCGUUUGAAUGCCCCUUGGGUGAUAACUAGAUGAUAACUGGGCCCAUCUGAACAGGAAAGCUUCUUUUUCUUUCCCUUUUCUCACUCUUUGCCUCAUUCUGUUUUUGUCUGCGUGCGUCUUUCACACCAAGCAAUGUUUAAACUGACUUCAUGCCUUGAGGACUUCAUUUUUUGCUCUUUGGCAGUUUCCACCAGCCUGAUGCCCUCCAUAUGCGUUAGGCACCGCUGCCUAGUAGAGGGGAGUCUGGGAGUUGAAGUCCAACACAGCUGGAGGGCAUGGGGCUGGGAAGAUUCAAUCCCCCUCACCCCCCACACACGCUAUUUCUUUGCCAGGUGAGCCAGGAGUAGAACCUAUAUGCCUCUUCCUGAAACACUGCAGUUUUUCUCCGCAUGGAGAUAUUUUCCUGCGAGGUCCUCUUCAUUUCACAUGGGGUGAGGAGAAGAGAGCUCAGCUCAGCUGAUGCCAUCUUGCCUUAUUUCCUUUUUCGCAGCAGGAGACCCCAGGGGCCCUGCAGACAUGGCCACCCUUCUGCAGGAGUGUUAUGGGUACUUGCUUAACUUGUCAGGGAUUCCUCUGGUGGAGGAGACAGAAGGGUCUGCUGUAAACCAAGGGUGCACAACUGACACCCAUGGGCCCUAUUCUGUCCUCAGCAGGGUCUCCUUUUUGCCCGGGAAGUUCAGAGCCCCCUGGCUUAUAUUGACCUAAACCAGGGGUGGGUAAGGUCUACCCUAAAGGCCGUGAGCAGCCCUCCGGGGCUCUUUGUGGCUCCCAAGACCCAGCCAGGGCAUCAGUGUUUUUCUCAUGAUGUUCCCAAAUGUUCCUGUAUGGAGUGUGGGAUGGCAUUCUUGCCAUGUUUUAGGAUGGCUCCCUGGGUUAUUUCAGGUCCAUGGGAGGCCGUUGUCUGAAGUGACUAAAAGUUGCUGUAAAAAGACCUUUCUUGGGCUUAAAAUGCUCAAGGGAGCCCUCCCAAAACUUGGUGGAAAUGGCCCCUACUCCUCUAGAGGUCAUCCUGAGGCAAAACAAUUGAUGUCUUUUGUGUUGGAGGGUCUGGUGGGUGUGGCCCUUUAAAGUUUCUUGAGGGAACCAAUGUCUCGCAGUCACCCCUGGCCUUAGAUCUUGGUGGGUGGGAUGCAUCUGGUAGGCCCUACAAUGCCUACCCUCAAAUCUCUCGCGUUAUGUUCCAUAGUAUUAACUUGGCAGAGAAGAAGGGGUGCCAUCACAUGGGGAAGAUGAAGAGAUCCAGCUCAGGCAACGCUGGUCUUCCUUGGCUCCUGCAUGACAGAUUUGUGAGCAAACAUCCUUGGUCUGGUGAGUCCAGAGGAGUUUUUUCUGAUCCCAGUUCCUUGCUUCUCCCCAGGUCCAGGGAACCCCAUAAGUGGCCAGGAAGGGCCUGGUGCCGCUGCCCAAUGGGGCUGAAUGGAGGGUGACAGAGCAGCAUUCAGGGCAGAGAGGGAACCAACUUCAUUUCUGUAGGCAGUUGCUUUGUACCUCAGCCUAUGGAGGUAGCAGUCAUGUGUGUCAACCCUAGACUAGGACCGCUCUUCUUCCAGCUUCACACUUUGUGGUUCUGCACAUUUGAUGUCAUUCCUCUUACAAUAUAAUCGAGGCAACCGGGCUUUUCCCUUUAAGCCAAGCUCACAUUGGUACCCCUGGGACACACACUGCCUUUCCCUCUGUAUUCUUGCUCCUUCACAAUAAUAGCUGCUUCCGUCAAGUCUGCCGUGUCUGUUGUUAGAGGAUCUGUGUAUACUACUGUAUAACAACUACUAGCUUUACGAGUUUUUAAUACAAGUUCCUUUGGAGAGACUUUGGUGAGGUGUACAUGGCGGGGUAAAAGGACAUAAUUUCUUUUCUUUUUUUCCCAUAUGGAGACAAGUGCAAUAUGUGUGUGUGGUACGUUCUUUAAUGUAUUUUUUUAAAAAGAGUUGCAAGGGUUUAGUCUUCGCUUUGGGAGAAAUGCACUAGUUUUGUGAGCAUCAGUUUGGGGGGCCGUCCCUCUGUAGUAUCGACACGCAGUCGGGAUGCUGGGACUCUGUAACAGCAAUUACAGUAUAUUGAUGCAAAAUAAAGAACAUGGACCUUC